AUGGCAACUAUCAAUAAUGCAGUAUUUCUAUCAGAUGAUGAUGAGGAUGAAUCUUUUCAUGGAUCUGAUGCCUCAUCUAUAAUAGAGGACGAAAGUUCUGAAGAAGAGGAGUCCAAUUCAAUAGUUAAAAGAUCAAAAAAAUCGUCUCUAAAAGAUUUAAUUAAUGACAGGAAAGUAGACAAAAUAUAUAAUGAAAUUUUGGAGGAAACAAGGAAAGAACUCAAAAAAAGAGUGCCAACAAUUAGAAAAGACCAUUUCAUGUUGGAGUUCCAAAAGAAAUGCUUCGAUUCUUCUAGAAAAAAGAAUUCUUCUUUGCAUGAAUUAAAGCAUUAUGUAGAUCUUGGUGUUUCAAAAGUAUUUGAAAAUCCAAGAAACUUUGACAUUUUAAAAUUUAAGGCUUCAAGCCGAAACCUAAGCAAAGAAUCAGAAGAAGAAACUCGCAGGAUGAUUGAGCAAGCCCUAGGAAGCUUAGAGGAAAAAGGUGUACAAUACAUUGAUAAGAAAGUUAAAUAUGCAGGGGAAACAUAUACUAUUAAAGAAAAGGUUGACCCAGAAACAUUCUUAAAGAAAAAAGCACGAGUAUCUUCCACAGGAAUGCAAGCUCUCGAUGAAAUGGUUGAAAGUCUUAAUAAGGAAAUUAGCAUUAACUCAAUCCAAAAAUCACAUUCUGAUUGGACUGAAUUCAGACAGAUGGCAGGCCUUGAGUCACAACUUGAGCGCCAAAGAAAGCAUGGCUAUAUUUCAAAGGCGGCAUUUCUACAAAAGGCAGAUUGGAAAUUACAUGAAAAAGAGCUUGAAAUUAAGAGGAGAAGUGGAGUUAAUAAUAAUUAUGGUAAUAGCAGUAGUACAAAUGGUGUAGGCGGCAAUUAG
Messenger RNA from Cryptosporidium ubiquitum, 870 nucleotides. RefSeq lists its product as uncharacterized. The record is from RefSeq and is a predicted model, not a curated record. The transcript is spliced from 3 exons. NCBI's taxonomy places the organism in Eukaryota, Apicomplexa, Conoidasida, Eucoccidiorida, Cryptosporidiidae. Bases 1 to 870 code for a protein of 289 amino acids.